Tetrahymena thermophila SB210 is the source of this 300-nucleotide messenger RNA. RefSeq names its product transmembrane protein, putative. NCBI's taxonomy places the organism in Eukaryota, Ciliophora, Oligohymenophorea, Hymenostomatida, Tetrahymenidae. The transcript has 2 exons. The record is from RefSeq and is a predicted model, not a curated record.
AUGGUAGAUGUUAAGUAUGAAAAACCUUCUGAUACUAGCUAAUAUCCUUUGUCACCCAUAUAACUAGUCUUUAAAGUUAACGAUAAUUUUUCUAAGUUUUAAAGACUCUAAAAGCCAUCUUUGAAAGCCUAUCCUCCUUAAUGUCCUAACUCGCAAUCUCUUAUUUAAAUGGCAAGGUGUCUUAAACAUGGUAACUUUUACAGAUAUGUCAUAAUAACUUUAAUACCUUUACUCUUAAUAUUUCCAAACUCAAAUCCUAAAGAUAAUUAAACUAAAUUAUUUUGGACUUAUAAUUAUUGA